ACAGGCGAAACUGUGAAAUGCAAAGUGUAUAUUUGAAAAGAAUCGGACAUGUAUACAGAACUUUUCAAUUAUCGUAACCAAAUGUAAUCUACGUAGAUAUUGAACUAAACAAGGCUGUAUUGAUUAGAAUCAAUAAUGCAAUUAAAGUUUUAAGGAUUUAUCAAAAUUUUAUUCAAAUAUCUUUAGUUGCAAUGAAGUGUACUCGAGUUAUUUAAGCAUCACAGUUUUGUUUAUUGUACUUCGGAUUUUUCGCCUCUCAAAAAUAGUUGUGUAUUCCGAAGGAAACACUCCGUUAAAGCAGAAAGUAUGGAGGUUGAAUAUAACGAGCGUGCUAUUCUAACGGGCUUUGAUCGCAAUGUGGAUAAAGGAAGACUGUCUAAAUCUUCACAUGACGUCACAGACUUUUCAAAGACAACCGACAACACAGAUGAAAAUUUGAACAGGAAAGAGGAUUCAAUAGCACGUGAAUCGAAAACUCCACGAAAAUACCAUGCAAAAUCAAAACGGAAACCGGAAGUCACUUCAUCUACCAGUCAAAGCGAAAUCGAAAACAUGCAGAUCUACAGAACCGAUCAACUGGAAGACAAAGAUGUUUUUCUCCCGCGCCUGACUAGUUCUUCUUCUAGAGUUUCGCCUGAUUGCAAAUCGCAAGAUAGCAAUGGAGAACAGCAGCUUCUACGACUUCCAGAAAUUCGAAUCGUUCCGAGUAAUUAUUCCAGAAUGGCUCUAAACAGAAGUAUCACAGACCUCCUCGACCCGGAAAUGGAAAUUUUAAAUAAAAUAAAACACGGACCAAGGAAGAAGAAAAAGAAACGUCACAACAAAACCGUCCGAAAAGAUUCCGAACAGGCUGACGGAACGUAAUUUACAUGCCACAUCAUUGUUGACAAAUGCCAAUGUUAUCUUGCUUUCAUUUUCGGUUGUAAACAACCUUCUAUGUAUUUGUGUUAUAAAUAAGUUAUAUUGAUGACUGGUUUCAAAGAUGGAUUAUACACUCGAAACUCGUUAUCUCGAACUCGCUAACCUAAAAAAUCCGGCUAUCCCGAAAACACGGGCAUAAAAUAUCAUUUUAAGUUGAACUUCGGUUAUCUUGGAGUAAAAGGCACGAUCCCUUGGAAUUUCAACUUUAACUGUGUUUAACACAACCCUCCCGUGUUCCGAGUCUCUGGAAUUUACAAACAACUUUACUUGAGACAGAUAGAAGAUGAAAUAGCAUUUUCAGUGUGGCAACGAACUGUACGUUAUGUUGCUAUUUUACGCCAUAAUUGACGUAAUACUACUCUAUUAUCAGUGUCAACCGUGGUUUAUUGCCGAAUAUACAACGCUUGAAUUCCUUAAUUAUUUCUUUAUCUGAUAGACAAAACUGAGUCAUUUAAGAGUUAUAUAAAAUGUCUUGACAGACAAAACUGAAUGAUUUUAGAGCGGUAUAAAAUAUUUACUCUGAAUAAAACUUUGAAUUUUGAA
Molecule: messenger RNA, 1464 nt
Organism: Mercenaria mercenaria
Lineage: Eukaryota; Metazoa; Mollusca; Bivalvia; Venerida; Veneridae
Exons: 4
Coding region: 307-864 (185 amino acids)
Source: RefSeq, a predicted model, not a curated record